AACAUACAGUUAUCGACUGCAUGGAGCUACACUAGACUGUCAUUAACGUAUAUUUGUUUGUGGUAUAAAACUGUCAUUCAUCUCGUACACAACUCGGUGGACAGCUGUUCAUCCUGUUCCGUUCUCCGUUCAAGAAAGAAAGAAGAAGAAAAAAACGUUGCGGUUGUGUUUUUAUUUGGUUUUUACGGGAAAUAGGACUGUGAUUUUUAUCUCACGUUUAUUGCACGCUGUAGAUAUACGAAUGAUUUCACAGAAUGGGAUGUGUCCACGCUUCGUCAUCGAAUUCCCAAGAGGACAGCACGGUCAAAACUCUGUACCUGCAUCGCAAGCUAACCAGGAAGUCGCGUAAAAACGCGUCCGUUGGCCAGACGAACGGAGCCGCGCUAGAGCAGGAUCCGGCCCAAUUCUUUGACGUUCAACCGUCGUGUAUCGCCAGGAACUUCUCGUGUGAUAGUUUAUUGACUCUGGAUAUUUCAUUGGAAGGAAAGGAAUUCUCCAAGUUUCCCCGCUGGAGGGGUUACAAGAUGUGUAACGUUUGUGACAAGGACGAUAAAAUCGACAUUCUUCUGACCAUGGAGACGUCCAAACACAAGUUGUGUAACCGAUGCAUGAUGAUCACGGACAUACAAAACAAUAUGAAAUCAUGUGCCUCUUCCAAAGUCAGCGCCACGGCGUUUGCUAACCUUUUAGCUUUGACCGCCUUGGACCUCUCAGCUCCUGCUAGUGAUGCUCUUGUGAAGAACAGGAAGAAUGCCUGGAUACAGCUAGCAGGUCACCCAGGAGCUUUUGCCCCUGCAGGACCAAGCACAAUAUGGAAGAGGAGGAUAAAUUUCAAAGACAGCACAGAAACGAGGGCCUACGAAAUGCUGAUGAAGGACUCGGCUCAUGACAUUGUGCCCGAAUUCUUCAGGGAAGUGGAAUAUAAUGGAGAAUAUUUUAUAGAAAUUGAAGAUCUUUUACAGCAUUUUAUUAAUCCAAAUAUCAUGGAUAUUAAAAUUGGAAAAAGGACAUUUAUGGAGUCUGAAGUAAAGAACCCAGUGCUGCGUAAGGACUUGUACGAGAAGAUGGUUAAGCUGUGCCCUGGUGCCCCCACUCCUGAGGAGAGGGAACAACAGGCCAUCACCAAACUCAGAUAUAUGCAAUUCAGGGAGGAGGAAAGCUCCACUGCCGAGUAUGGCUUCAGAAUAGAGGCUCUACGGGUGUCUGGUGAAUCACCAACCACUAAUUUGAAGAAGGUGAAAACAAUGGCACAAAUAGAAAACGUUUUAUGUAAAUUCAUCAAGAACCAGGACUCUGUGCGAUGGAAGUUCCACAGCAGGCUAAAACAAAUCAAGGAGAAAUUCGAAUCCUCCUCUUUUUUAAUGUCACACCAGAUAAUUGGAAGCUCAAUCUUGUUUAUGUUUGAUGAAAUGGGUAAUACUGGAGCCUGGAUGAUCGACUUUUCAAAGACCGUCCCUCUCCCUCAGGGUAAAACCCUGACCCACAGGGAUGACUGGGCCCUGGGGAAUGGUGAGGACGGUUACCUGUAUGGAGUAGACUCUUUAAUUAAGAUUUUCGAGAACCUUAAAUGCAGCAAGAGUGACUCUAGAAACAUUCACGCACCGAACAAUCAAGACGACGGUUAAUGGCGGAACCGAGAGGAGGAAUCUGCUCCACUGCAAGAAACUCCGCAAAACAAGAAUCUCAAAACUUGGGGACCACAACAGUGUACCAAAUCCCAAGGAACGUACUGCAUGCUUGAAGACUGUUGUAUUGUGAAAGCAUGCAGUCACUGUUUUAUUUUUGAAAAAAAAAAAUCAUGACAAAGGUUGAGAGAUUUUGAAAAUAUUGAAUACUAGAGGAUGGUUUAAAUGUUAUAAUGAUGAGAUGCAGGUGUACAUGUUAAUGGCAGAUACCGGUACUUAAUUAUCAUCUACAAUGAAACAAAAAGAAACUAUGUAGACAGUAUAAACACUGGUGUCCAAAGCCAUUGUACCAUGCAUCCCUUCAGAGAGUAAAAGAACAAACAACCUUUUAAACACAACAUGAUAAUUCUACAAGACUUGGCGAUCAUGCAAGUUAAUGUGUUUUAACUAAAGCGGAACUCUUGAUUUUAGUUUCACAGCUAGUGUACGUUGGUUGUUCCUACGUUUUUAAAGUAAAUACAGAAAACGGUGACCAGAAAAUUUAACAAGUUUGGUGAUCGCAGAUGAAAUUCUGAUGAUACAUUAACUCUUAAAAGCUUUGUACUUUUGCUGAAUAUGUGCUAUUGAUCUUGUAAGGAGCUAAUGGACUCCCAUUUCCAUUAAUAAACUUUAUAUGACCAUGUACAUUUUUUCAUGUUCUUGUAUUAAAUGUGAUAAUAAUCUUGAGAUUUUCACCGAUAUUAGUUAAAUUGAAAACAUUUCAGAACAGAUGAAAGAAGUGAUGUGGUAGAUAUGAAUUGUUUUCUUCAAGUUAUAUUAUUUUUUUUUUUUUAGAUGGAAUGAAGUGCUUAGAACACAGUUAGUAGCUAUAUUAACAAAAGUAAUGAAUUUUGAGUUGUAUUUUUUUUUUUUAGACAAACUGAGUUUUAUUUCAGGGUAUGUUUUAAAAGCUGUAUGUGUUGCUGUGAAUAUUGUUUUAAAACUGUCUCGUUAAUAGAAGAAAAAUACAGGGACAUUCUCUACUGUAUGUGAUUUUUGACCACCAGCAUUGACUACUGUGUGUUUUAUUUUUUUCUUGAUUGAUAGACAUUAAUAAUUGUAAACCAAAUUGAUAUUUGUGCAUUCCAUUGGAUUUGCAUUGAGAUAAUACAAACUAUUAUUAACACUCCAAAUUUUAAAGCUGAUUAUGAUCAACAUGUGCUAGUGCUGGCACAGUUGAAGGCCUUAGUGUUACAAUGACUUGAAUAGAACUAUGUCAUUUUGCAGUUCUAUCAAAAACUGGAAAAGCAAUCAUGUGAAGCCAGCUAUGGAAGUUAUAAUAAAAUCAUAAAAUAUCCACAGAAGUUUCAAUUUUUCUAUAUAGAUGGUUUUUGAGAAGAUUAUUCUUUACUUAUUCCUAUGUAAAAUUACCCCCUUCCCCAAGAAUCAUUAUUUGAACAAAGUUGAAUCUACACUUCUCUAGGAUGCUUGAACAAGUUUCAGCUUUACUGGCCUUAUGGCAUUAGAGAAGAAUGAAAGAUUUUCCUCUAUUUAUAGUGUAAAAAUUCAUUGGAACCCCACUUUAUCUUUGGGGUCAUGAUUUGAAUCUUCACAAUCUGAAAAUGCUUCCACAGAAAUUUCAGCAUUUUUGGCCCAAUGGUUUUUGAGAGAAAUAUGAAAAUGUGAAAAGUUUACAGACCGAUUGCAAGAAGGCAAAUUACAAAAAAGUGAUCAGAAAAGCUCAAAUUAAGCUUUCAGCUCAGGCGAGUUAAAAAGUAGAUCACUGAACAGCUAUAAUUUAAAUUUUUUUGUUAUUCAGCCAGUCUAUAUUUUUCAUACUACAGUGUAUUAGGCUAAGUUUUAACCCAGAUUGAAGAAGAUAGUCAGUUGGAGCAUCUUACAACCUCAAGAUAUCUUUAUUGAAAAUGUAGGUCAGUGGCCUACUUUUAAAUUUUACCUUUAUUGUAUGAUUUAUCUUAGCAACAUUUGAUAUAUCUUAAAACUUACAUGUGUUGUAUGGCCUCCUUUUUAAAUUGUUUUAUGCAUCGUAAAAUUAAACAAGAACUUUUUUCAGUUCUGCAAUUUAUUUAAACAACAAUAUUGACAUUUUUCAGUGUCUUUGCCUGUGAUAACGCUACGUAUUGGUUUUGUACUAUAUAAACCCAUAAUACAAAUGACACCAAAUUGAGGUGCAAGCUGGGUUUGCUUAAUUAUAUUUUUUUAAUAAAUAUUUAAUCGUACGGAGGCUUAAAAUUAUAUAAAUAUAAGUAAUAAGGAAUCAUUCUUUGAAUAUUAUGAGGUGAUAAUUUCAGUCGGGGCGUGAUCAAAUCUACCAUAAAGCACUUCGGGCUUUAUUGGAUUUGAUCACGCCCUGACCGAAAUUAUCACCUCAAAAUACUCAAAGAAUGAUUCCUUAUUCCUUACUUACUGGGCCCAUUUGCCUCGAUUAUGUCGACAUUGUUAAUAUGUGUUGUCUUUAAAGAAACAAAGCCAAGCAAAAAGGGUCUUCAAAAUUUUAUUUUUCUGUAUUUUUCAGUAUUUUUAAAUUAUUAUUGUAUAUAUUAAGCUAUUAGGACAGCUCUUGUAAAUUGCACACAUUUAAUGCUUACAAAAUUUAAAGUCAAUAAAUACAAAAACAUGCACUCACACCCAUUAGUGUUCAUAUAUACUGUAUAUAACAAACAUGUACGUAUAUCCUAAUAAAAUGUAAAGAAAAAACUCAAAAAGUUGUUUUAAAAUAGUCAGGAAAACAAUUGGCUAAAAAUACAUAAUGAUAUGAAAAACUAAAUGAAAUACAUUUUCUUGAAAUGCUGCCAAGUGCAUUUGGUAUCAACUAAAAUAAAAUUGCCAUAAAUUUACUGAAAAAGUGUAAGAGAUAAAUACAGUACUUCAGUUUUGAACAAAAAAAGGUUGACUAAAAUAUAUACAUAUAUUAUUCGAAAAAAAAUCCUAAAUAAACUAUUGCACUAAAUUCAUCAUAAAACAUACUUAUUCGGCCAUUUUAAAACAUUCUUUUCAUUCAGAGUUUAAAAAAAAAUUACGCCCAAAAUAAGUAUGUUCUGUUCAAAAUACAUUCCACAAGAGCUUACCAUGCAUAAAAAACUAUAUAUACAGUCUUUCAGAUUAUGAUAUGUUUAAGAGUUGACUACAACUAUAUUGGAAUUAUAUAACUUGUAGGUUCUAUGAACCAGUUACAACAAGAAUGGUAUAAACAGACAAAGAAAAAAAACUUAACCAAAACGACAUAAAACAAAACAGCCUCAACAAGUGACCCUAAAUAAAGCAGUCAUGGACAGAGAAACAGGUGCUAAUGUAUACAACAAACUGUGUGGAAUAUAACUGUACACGCAACAAAUAAAAAAUACCCAUAAUAUGAUGCAUUGCCAUUCAAUCUGUGACAAUAGGUUGCCGAGAUCAUAGAAAUUUCUCAAUACAUGUUCACACUGUAGCUUUUCAAGCA
Magallana angulata is the source of this 5064-nucleotide messenger RNA. RefSeq names its product inositol-trisphosphate 3-kinase homolog. Gene Ontology annotation, molecular function: inositol tetrakisphosphate kinase activity; inositol-1,4,5-trisphosphate 3-kinase activity. The coding region runs from base 255 to 1625 and encodes 456 amino acids. Gene Ontology annotation, biological process: inositol phosphate biosynthetic process. The transcript is spliced from 8 exons. Lineage: Eukaryota; Metazoa; Mollusca; Bivalvia; Ostreida; Ostreidae. The record is from RefSeq and is a predicted model, not a curated record. Gene Ontology annotation, cellular component: cytoplasm; nucleus.